Molecule: messenger RNA, 441 nt
Organism: Papaver somniferum (opium poppy)
Lineage: Eukaryota; Viridiplantae; Streptophyta; Magnoliopsida; Ranunculales; Papaveraceae
Product: ubiquitin thioesterase OTU1-like
Exons: 6
Coding region: 1-441 (146 amino acids)
Biological process (GO): endoplasmic reticulum unfolded protein response; protein deubiquitination
Cellular component (GO): cytosol; nucleus
Molecular function (GO): cysteine-type deubiquitinase activity
Source: RefSeq, a predicted model, not a curated record
AUGUCGCAUUAUAGACAGCAAUCCAGAGGAGCCAUUGAGUUAUCCAUCUUAUCGGAAUACUACCAAAAGGAAAUCGCUGCAUAUCAUACCGAUAACGUGAGAUGUUAUGUUUAUGGAGAGGAUCAAAAAUACACUGAAAUGGUUUUGCUAAUUUACGAUGGUCGCCAUUAUGAUGCAUUAGCUAUAUCCCCGGCUUAUGGAGUCUCGGAGGAGUUCGACCAGACAGUAUUUCCCGUACAAGAAGAUAAGAGCAUCGGGCGUGUUCACGAGCUUGCUCUUGACCUCGUCAACGAAGAAGCAAGGAACGAUGGAGAUAUUGGAAAUUGCUCUGUUGAUAUCAUAUUUACAUGUGUUGUAUGCGGGAUUGAACUUAUCGGACAAAAGGAAUCUAUGCAACAUGCUGAAGCUAUUAAUCAUCUUGAAUUUGUUGAGAAAUUAUAG